GCGCGCGACUCUGUCGUCACGCACGCGCGCCGCCGCCCGUCAGGGAAGGCAGCUGUCAUGGCGAGCUCGGCCGCCUGCUCCGUGAGACCGCCGAGGCCCAAGAAGGAGCCGCAGGCGCUCAUCAUCCCCAAGAAUGCCGCGGAGGAGCAGAAGCUCAAGUUGGAACGGCUCAUGAAGAACCCGGACAAAGCAGUUCCAAUUCCAGAAAAAAUGAGUGAAUGGGCACCUCGACCUCCCCCAGAAUUUGUCCGAGAUGUAAUGGGUUCAAGCGCUGGGGCCGGCAGCGGCGAAUUCCAUGUGUACAGGCAUCUGCGCCGGAGAGAGUACCAGCGCCAGGACUACAUGGAUGCCAUGGCUGAGAAGCAAAAAUUGGAUGCAGAGUUUCAGAAGAGACUGGAAAGGAAUAAAAUUGCUGCAGAGGAGCAGACUGCGAAGCGUCGGAAAAAGCGCCAGAAGUUAAAAGAGAAGAAAUUACUGGCAAAGAAGAUGAAACUUGAACAGAAGAAGCAACGUGAAGGAUCCAGUGAGACCCAGGAGCAGCCAUCCAGUGGCUCCGAGGAGGCGUCUGGGACGGAGGACGAGGAGGAGGACGCGCCCAGCUUCGUCACGGGGCGAUGACAGGGCUGGCCGUGCAGCUAUCUGAGCCUGGCCCGUCCUGGGCCCGGGGCUCCGAACGCCCUCCCCAAAGCCUCAUGAGAGACACAGUGGGAGCCCCGCUGCGGGCAGGACUCGGGGCAGGGAGAGGACUGGCCUCCAGGACGCUCGAGGGCGCUGCUAAGCGGGGUUCAUUAAUGUCCUUGUUGAAAGAGGGGAACCCAAGGCCUGCUCUCACAUAAGUGGACAGUGACGACCUUGGGGCUGGUUUCUGUGAAACGAAUGUUUGUUUAGUAAAGAACAGAAAAACUCCAGGUUUUGCUCAGACCUGAGACAUGCUGAUUACAGAAGCUGCAGAGAGGCUGUGACACAACACGACAGGGAGGGGGCUGGUCCCAGACUCAGAGGAAGCGGCCUCGGCUCUGGAAGGAGCCCUCACUGCAGGGCCUGGGGCCUCCGUUUCCUUCAGCUGAGGGUGCAGACUGCGCCCCAGGACUCGUCUCCCUCCGCGCAUCCCACCAGCUGCAGAGGGAGGCCUGGGACUGAACCUGGGGCGGAGCCAGCAGAGAGGACCUUGGCGUGUGAGGAGGACUGCAGAAAACCAACUGGUAUAGAAAGUCAGCAGGAAGAGGAGCCAGGCUGGGCCGGGCCAGCGCAGGCGGCCUGCGGGGCCCGGAUGGACCAGAGCAGGCGGCCUGCGGGGCCCCGCUGGGCCGCAGGUGACACUGGCCAAAAGCUACAUUUUCUUCGAGAGGGGAAAGGGGAUCUAAGCGGAAAACGGAAGGUGACUGAGGGCAGCCUCUCAGGCCAGCGGGAGAGACAGAGUUUCUAACUAGAGCCUUCCAUCAUGGUUUUUGGUAUCCCCAAGUUUCUAGGUCUAUCUUGUGCCUUUUAUAGAAAGUUUGAUAGAAUUAAGGAGAUAGUGGUUUCCAGUGAAGGGAAACGAGGAAACAUCUUACGUUUCUUGAUUUCCCUGGCUCCAUCCUGAGCCAUGUGAUGUCUGUGAUAACGUCUGUCUUUCCACAGUUUAAGUCACAGGAAUUUUCUUUCCCAAGAAGCUGAAAUGGAAAGUCGGCCCUCAUAAAUCAGCACACAGCCUGUCCGUUUUGAAAGCGGUGUUUCUCUUUCAUUAGGGGCUGACCGGUUAGUUCUGUGUCCUCCUAUCUUUGAACUGUUGGUUUCCUUUGUCCCCUCAAAGUGUGUGUGUCAGAGCUCGUGCUUCAAGCCUGGAGCCCUGGGAUUGAGUUCUGGCCCUCCCUCUGAUGGGACAGAGAACUCCGGGCAAGUCCCUGCCCGGUGCGCCCAGCCAGGAGCUCGGAGCUUCCGCAGCAGAUGUGUGCUGGGCAGGUGGGCAGAUGACAAGACUGGGUACUUGUUUUUACCUUUACUGGAUGUCAGAAGACGCUGCUCAAGGAGAUGUCCUCCAGCAGUUCCUGGUGACGUGCAGUGGGCUUUUUAGUGCCUUAGGUUGAAUGACUCGCAGGCUUUCUGUUACCAACCAGAAACUUGGAUCCACUCUCCCAAUCCACUCGGCAGAACCAGGCGAGUGACACCGCACUUGGUGUUAUCACAGCCCAGUUCACUGCAGGGCAGCAAGCAAGGAGAACAGGCCAGCUGGUGCUCAAAAGCCCAAAAGACUGCGAGGGAGAGGGGCACAGGGUGUGGGAUCAGCUCAUGUACGGUUCUGAUUGGUUGAUGGUGAGUAACUGGGUGAUGUUUGGGGACUCUUAGCUUUCUGGUUCCUGCCCGACUGGGGUCUACGUUGCUGGUGGUCAGCGGGAAAUCUUAAUACCUGCAAAACAACUCAAGGGUGUGGUUCAAGAUACUACUUAUAGCCCUUGAGGAGGAACUAGAGGGCCUUGACUUUGUGUGUGGCUGAAUUACUUUGUCUUUCUUGACUGCUUUCCUGUGUUUCUUCAUUUUCUCAUUUGUAAUUUGUGCAAGAAUGUGGGAGAAAGGCAUUGACUUUCAUUUUCAAAUUCUUUUCAUUUUUAAAAGAAUUCUCAAGUUGCUUGGUGCCAGUCCUUUGUAUUAUGAAAACAUUACCUCUCUGAUGGCUUUGUCACAGCACCUGGACAAACGCUUGAAAAUCAGACACAGUACAGUGAGGAUAGAAAUCCAAACACACCUGCUGUAUACCCAGAGUCUGUUACAGAUGGCAACCAGGAAAAUCAGUUUUGGAGUGAGUCAUUUUUAUAUAAAUUCUGUAACCAAGGAGUCUUUUGAAUUAACGCUCUAUUUAUUUGGGUUUCAGCUUCUCCAGGGCUAUUUUUUAAAAUAUAUGUGUAUAUAUAUAUAUAUAAAUAUAACAGGAGCUGUUGGCCACUGCACGUCAUUUUUGUGGUUAAAAUGUAAAGCAGUUUUAUCAUCUGGUACUUUUCUGCCCAAAGAAUCUAGCGCCUUCUGCUGGGAAGCUACAGCCUGAGCUGUCUUGGUGAUUACUCUAGGAAGUCCCCUACAUACAAACCUGCAAGUUUCGAACUUGGAAAGAUGUAAAUGUGAUCCAUCCAGCUCAGGUGUGAGUGAAGCUGCACCUGCCCUCCAUCUCCCGUUGCUGACAGUCCUUCAGCUCCACCAUCUCCCUCCAGUCGGUAACUCUUCUUAGCUGCUCACUCAAUGCCAGCUGUUGUAUGACUGUACUUUUCAAGGUACUGUACUGUAAGAUUAAAAAUGGUUUUUCUGUU
This is a messenger RNA of Capra hircus (goat), 3278 nucleotides long. It is a transcript of the gene PRKRIP1, whose product is annotated as PRKR interacting protein 1 (IL11 inducible). Gene Ontology annotation, biological process: negative regulation of protein kinase activity. The transcript is spliced from 6 exons. The coding region runs from base 58 to 618 and encodes 186 amino acids. Gene Ontology annotation, molecular function: protein kinase inhibitor activity; protein kinase binding; double-stranded RNA binding. Gene Ontology annotation, cellular component: nucleolus. Lineage: Eukaryota; Metazoa; Chordata; Mammalia; Artiodactyla; Bovidae. The record is from RefSeq and is a predicted model, not a curated record.